This is a messenger RNA of Telopea speciosissima, 1044 nucleotides long. Its product is annotated as peroxisomal membrane protein 11D. Gene Ontology annotation, biological process: regulation of peroxisome size; peroxisome fission. The transcript is spliced from 8 exons. The coding region runs from base 117 to 824 and encodes 235 amino acids. Gene Ontology annotation, cellular component: peroxisomal membrane. Lineage: Eukaryota; Viridiplantae; Streptophyta; Magnoliopsida; Proteales; Proteaceae. The record is from RefSeq and is a predicted model, not a curated record.
GGUAAAACCUAAUCUUCUUUUUCUUACUCGGUUAAUUUUUUUAGCUUAGCUUACGAUUAGAUUAGAUAUCAACAUACGUUCGUCGUCUCUGCUUGCAGGUGCAUUCUGGAUAGAAGAUGAGUACGCUAGAUGCAACCAGAGCAGAGCUUGCUCUUGUGGUUUUGUAUUUGAACAAAGCUGAAGCCAGGGAUAAAAUAUGCCGGGCAAUACAAUACGGUUCAAAAUUCUUGAGCAAUGGAGAGCCUGGUGCAGCUCAAAAUGUUGACAAGUCGACUAGCUUGGCCCGUAAAGUUUUCCGCCUUUUUAAGUUUGUCAAUGAUUUGCAUGCUUUAAUCAGUCCAACUCCUCAGGGAACUCCUCUUCCAAUUGUUUUACUUGGAAAGUCCAAGAAUGCAUUACUAUCAACUUUCUUGUUUUUGGAUCAAAUUGUCUGGCUUGGGAGAUCAGGCAUCUACAAGAACAAGGAGCGUGCAGAGCUGCUUGGCAGGAUCUCUCUUUUCUGUUGGAUGGGUUCCUCAGUUUGCACCACCUUGGUUGAGGUUGGGGAACUUGGAAGGCUGUCUGCAUCAAUGAAAAAGUUGGAGAAGGAUCUUAAGAGCACUGAUAAGUAUGAAAAUGAACAAUACCGUAGCAAGCUCAAGCAAUCAAAUGACAGGUCAUUAGCUCUGAUAAAAGCAGCUAUCGAUAUAGUGGUUGCAGUUGGGCUGCUUCAACUGGCACCCAAGAAAGUCACUCCUCGUGUUACUGGAGGCUUUGGAUUUGUCAGCUCACUCAUCUCUUGUUAUCAGUUGCUUCCACCCGCACCAAAGGCAAAGACAUCCUGAUGAGGGAAAGAUAGAUUGGCUCAACACGCAUCAGCACCAUCAAAAUAAUAUUCCAGGUUGAUAGGGAUGCAUAUAUAUAUCCAUAUUGGCGUACUCUUCUGUGCUAGUGGUUGAAUGGUAGAAACAUACUUGAAGUUUCACUUGGACAUCUCUGCCCAUGAUUCAUUGUUCUCAAUUACAUAGGAGUGAAUAAUAUUUAUUGCCGCCUUUGUUCGUUUGA